Messenger RNA from Anoplophora glabripennis (Asian longhorned beetle), 1917 nucleotides. RefSeq names its product ethanolaminephosphotransferase 1-like. Gene Ontology annotation, biological process: phosphatidylethanolamine biosynthetic process. The transcript is spliced from 7 exons. Gene Ontology annotation, molecular function: ethanolaminephosphotransferase activity. Gene Ontology annotation, cellular component: endoplasmic reticulum membrane; Golgi apparatus. The coding region runs from base 192 to 1358 and encodes 388 amino acids. The record is from RefSeq and is a predicted model, not a curated record. Lineage: Eukaryota; Metazoa; Arthropoda; Insecta; Coleoptera; Cerambycidae.
UCUUCGUCUUAGGUUAUGUUGCUCAUCAUAAAAAGCAGAGCAUGCAUGUUGUUUUUUGGAAUUUUGGAAAAAUUUAAAUUUAUCAAGUGUUAAGAAGUGUUUUAAAUUAAAAUGAAAAAAAUACAAUAAAUUCUACAGUACAAAUGUGAUAGAUUUCUUCUCGUCAUUUCAUAAUCGUUUAAUAUUGCAAAAUGGAAAAAGAGUAUCUUACAAAAGAUCAUUUAAUUGGAUUUGAUAACUACAAGUACAGCUGCAAAGAUACUGGAGUGCUCAGUAUAUAUGUUAUGCACCCGUUCUGGAAUUGGUUAGUGCAGUUUUGUCCAAAAUGGAUUGCUCCCAAUCUUUUGACAUUCUCGGGAUUUUUGUUUACUUUGGCAAUAUUUUUGCUCUUUGCUUUCUUGGACUACAGCUUUUACGCCUCGGAUCCUGAUCGUCCAGAAGUACUUCCCCUUCCAAGGUGGACUUUUACAAUGGCAGCUAUUUUUUUGUUCAUUGCGUAUACUUUAGAUGGGAUAGAUGGGAAACAAGCAAGACGAACUGGCACCAGCAACCCUCUAGGUGAACUGUUUGACCAUGGGUUGGAUUCGUACACGGCUGGUCUCAUACCAGCCGCUAUGUAUUCAAUAUUUGGACGAGGUGCUAGAUACAGUAUCAUUCCAUUUCGAAUGUUCUUCACGAUGUGGAACGUGUUGAUAAAUUUUUACUUGUCUCAUUUCGAAAAGUACAAUACUGGAGUGUUGUUUUUACCUUGGGGUUACGACUUUUCCAUGUGGGGAACCAUUCUGACCUUUUUAAUAGCAGGGUAUGGAGGUCAUGAGAUCUGGCAGUUUAUCCUACCAGGCGGAAUAACAACAGGAACGAUGUUCGAGAUGUUACUAUAUGUCUCAUCGUUAAUUUCCAAUGUACCAGUGGUGUUAUACAACAUAUACAAGUCGUACAAGAACAAAACCGGUCAUAUGAGACCUUUCACUGAAGCUAUCAGGCCGUUGAUACCCAUAGCCACAUUUUUCAUCAUUACACUAGUGUGGAUUCUCAAGUCACCAUCGAACAUAAUAGAAAAAGACCCUAGAGCUCUCUUCUUCCUUAUGGGAACAAUAUUUUCAAACAUAACUUGCCGCUUGAUUGUUGCCCAAAUGAGUCACACGAGGUGUGACGCAUUUAAUUCACUUUUAAUCCCAACUGUAGCAGUUGUAAUCACAUCUAUAGGACUACAGUCGGAAAUUUUAGAGCUUCUUCUUGCAUACAGUUUGUGUUUGUUCACCACUUUGGCUCACAUACACUAUGGGACCUGUGUGGUGCGGCAAAUGUGCAGGCACUUCAGAGUCAAUUGUUUCUCGAUUAAGAAGCAGUCCGCUUGACUACUAGUCGACAACGCAUGAUGGAAUCAAGUGUUGUCCCUCGGAUCUGCACAGUCUCAAGUCACUGAUAUUAGCUAUAAUUUUCCGUAGAUGUUUUGUAUGUAAAUCAAUUUGCUUAAUCAACGUUUAUGUGGGCUGGUUGUAAUGCAAGACACAGAUGCAGUUCUGAAAUUUCACGUCUAUAUAUUUCCAUACUUUUUUUUUAUUAAUUCGUAUUGAAUUCCGAAGACUUGCUCAUUAAUAUUAGUUAAAAUUAAGGCCUAAACUAUUUGUAAUAUAUAUUUUUCCUUGAUUAUAAAAUCGGUUAUUCCCAGUAGAUCCUUUUUGGCCAAUACUGAUCGUCUCGCUUAUUUUACCAAAGAAUUUAAACAGUUGUACAUAGAUACUUUAAUUUUGUUGUAUAUAUUAUGAAACAUAUUAAAAUAUAUAGAAUUUACAAUCGUCUUAUUUUUCCUGACGAAAUGCUCUGUGACUAACCACUAAUAUCAGAAAUUGUGUCAUUAUCAUGUAUUUGUAAUGCAAUCAAACUUAAAAAUAAAUAAAUAAAUUGUAAGAAUUA